UAGAGAAUACAAAGAGGACAGAGAGCUAAUGGAGAACAGAGAAAUUCAAUAUAUCUCAACCAGCACCAUCCAUCCAGCAAAUGAAUGCGGUAAUGACAGAAAUCAAAGGAUAGAGUUAACAGUAUGGGAUCUCAUGUUACUCCCACAUCAAUACAUGCAAAGAGGUCUCGUCUACUGCUACCCCAAAGAACAAGAAAGGGAUCAAGAAACAAAAUGCAUGGCCAUGAUCAUCAGUCAUCUGAAGACGUCUCUCUCAAGAACCUUGGACCAUUUCUUCCCUUUUGCAGGUCGUCUCACUACCACAAAGCAUAGUGAUGAAAUGAACAAUGACGAUAGUACCACUUUCACCUCUGUCUACAUCGACUGCAAUUCUUCUGGUGUAGAGUUUGUUCAUGCUGUUGCAAAUGUAGCAGUAUCUGACAUCAUCAUGCCUAACUACAUUCCUCACAUUGUUCGUUCUUUCUUCACUCUUAAAGGAGUAAUGAAUUAUGAGGGUCAGUCUAGGCCAUUGCUCUCUGUACAAGUUACAGAAUUGAUCGAUGGUAUCUUCAUUGGGUGUAGCAUAAACCAUAGUGUCUGUGAUGGCUCAUCGUUUUGGCAUUUCUUCAACUCAUGGUCUGAAAUCUCUAGAGGCGGUGCCUCGUCAGAAAAUUAUAUCUCAUGUCCUCCGGUUCUCAAACGUUGGUUUCUAAAGAGCACAGAUUAUCCAAUUCGUCUUCCUUUCUCCAUUGACGACAAACAUUUUGCAGAAAAAUAUAGAUACACUGCUCCACCUUCAUUUGAAGUGAGAAUCUUUCACUUCACACCAGAAUAUAUUGCGAAACUAAAGGAAAAAGCCAAUUCAAUAUCAGAUGAGGAGAGUCAUACUGAUAAAAUUGUCUUAUCCUCCUUUCAAGCUUUGCUAGCUCACGUCUGGAUUGCUGUAACCCGAGCUAGACGUUUAGAUCCAGAAGAGAUGACUAGUUAUCAACUAGUAAUAGGUAACAGGGCAAGGUUAAAUCCACCUUUGCCUAACAACUACUUCGGAAACUCUUUUCUAGUUGGAGAAGCGACUACUAAGGUGGGUGACUUGCUCGAAAGGGGAAUCCGCUGGGGUGCUUUGUUAUUGAAGAAAGUGGUUAUGUCAUAUGACGAUGCAAAAAUUCGAAGUUACUGUGAUGCAUGGAUGGAUAAACCUGAAUUGUUGGCUCUUAACGAUAAGGUAUCAGCAAACACUUUGAUGACAGGAGGGUCACCAAGGUUCAACAUGUAUGGUAAUAAUUUUGGUUGGGGAGACCCAGUUGUAGUUCGAGGUGGGAUUUCUAACAAACGUCCAGGAGAGAUCACAGCAAUUCCUGGAUCCGUUCAAGGCAGUGUAGACCUUGAAGUUUACCAUUCUCUUAAAACUUUGAAGGCUAUGGGAGAUGAUGUGGAGUUCAUAGAUGUACAGAAAAGCUCAAGGUAAAGAAGUUGCCAAGUUUGGAUGACAGUGAAUGUUGUAGUUUAUGGCUCAGUAGGUAUGUGAGUCGGUGGGUGAUGUCAAAUAGUUCCAAAAUCUGAGCACACUUUCUUUGUUUUUUCGAUGUUGCCACAUCCAACCACCGUGUGAAAUGGCGUAGUUCCAAAAUUUGAACAGACUUUCUUGUAUUCUAU
Messenger RNA from Papaver somniferum (opium poppy), 1632 nucleotides. RefSeq lists its product as uncharacterized. The record is from RefSeq and is a predicted model, not a curated record. The transcript has a single exon. NCBI's taxonomy places the organism in Eukaryota, Viridiplantae, Streptophyta, Magnoliopsida, Ranunculales, Papaveraceae. The coding region runs from base 29 to 1444 and encodes 471 amino acids.